This is a messenger RNA of Nematocida major, 156 nucleotides long. Its product is annotated as DNA-directed RNA polymerases I, II, and III subunit RPABC4. Gene Ontology annotation, molecular function: DNA binding; DNA-directed RNA polymerase activity; zinc ion binding. The transcript has a single exon. Lineage: Eukaryota; Fungi; Microsporidia. Gene Ontology annotation, cellular component: RNA polymerase III complex; RNA polymerase I complex; RNA polymerase II, core complex. Bases 1 to 156 code for a protein of 51 amino acids. The record is from RefSeq and is a predicted model, not a curated record. Gene Ontology annotation, biological process: DNA-templated transcription.
AUGAACGAAGAAGAGCAUAAGUGCAGCUACCAGUGCUCAGAGUGUAACAAAAUUGCAGUGCUGGGACCAAAGGAUGCAGUCAGAUGCGCACAGUGUGGGCACAGGAUCCUGUACAAGGUCCGGUCGAAUCAAUGGACACAGUAUGAGGCACUAUAA